This is a messenger RNA of Girardinichthys multiradiatus, 2060 nucleotides long. It is a transcript of the gene tubgcp4, whose product is annotated as tubulin, gamma complex associated protein 4. Lineage: Eukaryota; Metazoa; Chordata; Actinopteri; Cyprinodontiformes; Goodeidae. Gene Ontology annotation, cellular component: gamma-tubulin complex; spindle pole; equatorial microtubule organizing center. Gene Ontology annotation, molecular function: gamma-tubulin binding; microtubule minus-end binding. The record is from RefSeq and is a predicted model, not a curated record. Gene Ontology annotation, biological process: microtubule nucleation; mitotic cell cycle; spindle assembly. Bases 60 to 2060 code for a protein of 666 amino acids. The transcript is spliced from 17 exons.
UCGUCAAUGAAAAAUAAGACUCUGCUCUGUUUUAUCGGUUUUAAUCACUGGAAUUAAACAUGAUUCAUGAGCUUUUACUGGCGCUAAGCGGAUAUACUGGGACCAUCUUCACAUGGAACAAACGGGCAGGUUUGCAGGUUUCCCAGGACCUUCCCUUCCUUCACCCCAGUGAGACCAGUGUCCUGAACCGGCUGUGCAAACUGGGCUCCGAUUACAUUCGUUUUACAGAGUUCAUAGAGCAGCACACCGGCCACGUUCAUCAACAAGAACAUCACACAAACCAGCCAAACCAGACGGGUCUUCAUGGAGUUUACCUGCGAGCAUUUUGCACCGGACUGGACUCCAUGCUGCAGCCGUACCGACAGGCCCUGCUGGACCUGGAACAGGAAUUUCUUGGAGAUCCACAUCUGACGAUAUCCCAUGUGACUUACAAGCUCGAUCAGUUCCAGCUGCUGUUUCCCUCUGUUAUCGUGGUGGUGGAGACCAUAAAAUCCCAGAAGAUCCACGGCUGUCAGAUCCUGGAGACGGUGUACAAGCACAGCUGCGGGGGGCUUCCUCCCGUCCGCGUGGCCUUGGAGAAGAUUCUGGCGGUGUGUCACGGCGUCAUGUACAAGCAGCUGGCGGCGUGGAUGCUGCACGGGCUGCUGCUGGACCAGAGCGAGGAGUUCUUCGUGAAGCAGGGUCCGAGUGCAGGUGGUGCUGCUGCCAACCAGGACGAGGAGGAGGAAGACCUGGGCCUGGGAGGUCUGAGCGGAAAGCAGCUCAGAGAGUUACAGGACCUGAGGCUGAUUGAAGAGGAGAACAUGCUGGCUCCAUCUCUUCAGCAGUUCUCCCUGCGAACAGAGAUGCUGCCAUCUUACAUACCCAUCCGAGUGGCCGAGAAGAUCCUCUUUGUUGGGGAGUCCGUUCAGAUGUUUGAAAACCACAACCACAGCCCGUCCAGAGCCGGCUCCAUAUUGAAACACCAGGAGGACGCGUUUGCUGCUGAGCUGCACAGACUCAAACAGCAACCUCUGUUCAGUUUGGUGGACUUUGAAAAUGUAAUCGAUGGGAUCCGGAGCACGGUGGCAGAGCAUCUGUGGACGCUGAUGGUGGAGGAGGCGGAUCUGCUUGAACAGCUCAAGAUCAUUAAGGACUUCUACUUGUUGGGUCGUGGGGAACUCUAUCAGGUUUUUAUCGACCUCGCUCAACACAUGCUGAAGGCGCCUCCGACAGCGGUCACUGAGCACGACGUUAACGUGGCCUUCCAGCAGGCGGCUCACAAGGUUCUUCUGGAUGACGACAACCUCCUGCCCCUCCUGCACCUCACCGUCGACUACCAGGGCAAAGACAGCAAAGACGCAUCGGGCCCCAGAGACGGAGCCACUCCCCCUCAGGACACGUCUCCUCGUGAAGCUCCUCCCACGGGCUGGGCGGCUCUGGGCCUCGCCUACAAAGUUCAGUGGCCGCUGCACAUCCUCUUCACUCCUGCUGUCCUGGAGAAGUACAACGUGGUGUUCAGGUACCUGCUCAGUGUGCGGCGGGUUCAGUCGCAGCUGCAGCACUGCUGGGCUCUGCAGAUGCAGAGAAAGCACCUGAAGUCCAGCCAAUCAGACGCAGUGAAGUGGAGGCUCCGUAACCACAUGGUGUUCUUAAUCGACAACCUGCAGUACUACUUACAGGUGGAUGUCCUGGAGUCUCAGUUCUCUCAGCUGCUUCAGCAGAUCAACUCCACCCGAGACUUCGAGAGCAUCCGCCUGGCCCACGACCAUUUCCUCAGCAACCUGCUGGCCCAGUCCUUCAUCCUCCUGAAGCCGGUGUUCCACUGCCUGAACGAGAUCCUGGAGCUGUGUCAGAGCUUCUGCUCUCUGGUAGGCCAGAGCGUGGCUUCGCUGGACGAAAGAGGAACGGCUCAGCAGCUCGACCUGCUGGUGAAGGGGUUCCGGCGCCAGUCGUCUCUGCUCUUCAAAAUCCUGUCCAGCGUGAGGAACCAUCAGAUCAACUCCGACCUGGCGCAGCUGCUGCUGCGGCUGGACUACAACAAGUACUACACACAAGCUGGAGGAACUUUGGGCGGGUAG